Acanthamoeba castellanii str. Neff is the source of this 1377-nucleotide messenger RNA. RefSeq names its product RhoGEF domain containing protein. The record is from RefSeq and is a predicted model, not a curated record. The annotation marks the transcript as partial. The transcript has 13 exons. Lineage: Eukaryota; Discosea; Longamoebia; Acanthamoebidae. Gene Ontology annotation, molecular function: guanyl-nucleotide exchange factor activity.
GGUGAAGGCAUGUCUCCUCCCAAGGAAAAGGCCCUCACCACCGACUCUGAGAGGAGAGACCGCGUCGUGCGCGAGAUUUACGACACAGAGAAGAGCUACGUCGCAAGCUUGGAUCUUCUCGUCAAGUAUUACCUCAAGCCCAUGCGACAGCAGAACAUCGUGCCCAAGCCCAAGGUGGCCUUCAUUUUUGGCAACGUCGAGCACAUCCUCAUCAUCAACAGGGAGUUGCUAGAGACGUUGGAGAAGAGGAUUGCGACAUGGAACGAGGAUUCCGUGCUGGGCGAUGCCAUGAACAAGCUGGCAUGUCCCCUCCUUUUCUCUUCUCUCAUUAUUCCAUGGCUGCGCCUGUACAGCGAGUACUGUUCCAACUUCCACAACGUGACGGCCCUCGUGCUCAAACUCUCGGAGAAGUCAUCAUUUGCCGAAUUCCUGAACAAACAAAAAGACACGAACAAUAUUUUGGAUCUGCCCUCGCUGCUCAUCAUGCCCAUCCAGCGCAUCCCCCGAUACAAGAUGCUUCUCGAGCAAGUGGUCAAGUUCACACCAGAGACGCACCACGACUACAAGGCCCUUACAAACGCUCUUGAGAGGGUGAGCGAAGUCGCGUUGCUGGUGAACGAGAGCGUGCGCAAGAAGCAGAACCUGGAGCAGCUGGCCGAGUUGGAAAAGCGCCUCAUGGGCAAGUACCCAAAAAAUAUGACACAGGCCGGCCGAGUGCUGAUUCACGAGGGCGAGUUGACCAAGCUCUGCCGCAAGGUCCCCAAGAAGCGUUACUUUUUCCUGUUCAACGAUCUGCUGCUGUACGGAGUGGCGAAUCCGCUGAACAGGACGUACAUCAUCCACCGCACCAUCUCGCUGCUGGCAGGCCGCAUCAUCCCCGUCGACGACAGCGACAAGGUCAAAAACGGGUUCAAGAUCAUCAGCAAAGAGAAAUCAUUUUUGGUAUGGGCCGAUACGCCCGAGGAGAAGUUGAGCUGGACGGCCAAGAUCGAAGCUGCAAAGGAGAGUUUGAAGCAGAACCCACACACCACCGGCGGAGAGGGAUACGAGGAAUACGAGGCGCCCAUUUGGCAGAACGACGAAGAGAGCAACACGUGCACGCUGUGCCAAAUCCACUUCACCACGCUCAGGAGGAAGGUGCGUUCCGCGUGCGAACCUUCGCUGCACGCGUGUACCGAAGCGUAUUUGCUGACGAGUCUAUAUUCGCGGAUGGCGCGGUGCAGCAUCACUGCCGUAAGUGUGGCCGCCUGGCUUGCGGGAAGUGCACCGAGCACAGAUAUGAGCUGCCCAACAUCGGCAAGGAGCGUGUCUGCGAUGACUGCUUUGCCGAUCUCUCCGGCCAACCUUCCAAGAGGAAAACGCUCCGCGACAAGAUGA